AUGUCAGACGACCUAAAUGGCGAGCUACGUUCCUCGAAUAUGCUGCCGGUGUUCAUUCAGGACAUGAACAAUUUGGCGCUGUCGGAGACCACGCCCGUCGGAGCUGAGGUGUACACUCUGCAGGGGACAGACCCUGAGGGGUUCCCAAUCAAAUACGGUUUAGUUGGAACGGAUAAAUUCGUUGUCAACUCUACUACCGGUGUCGUUACACUGAAUCGACCAUUGGAUAGAGAAGUGGAAGAUACGAUCAAGUUCCUAGUAUCGAUAGAAGAUCAGAACCCAGAUCGUGCGCAGAAUCAGGUCCUGUCACAACCGGUCACCGUCAUCGUAUUGGAUGAAAAUGACAAUCCACCGAUAUUCAAAAAUAGUCCAUACGAAGUUGAUGUUCCAGAAGACGAAGACGUUGGUAAAACAAUCCUGACCAACAUUUAUGUAGAAGAUAAGGAUUCAGUUGGUGAUAACUUAGAAGUUGGGUGUAUGAGCGACCAGUGGAGUGAAGCGUGCGAGACUUUUGACGUGGUGUCUCUGAACUCGUCGUCCAAUCAUUACACCGGUGCUUUGGUGCUGAAGAAGAAACUCAAUUACAACGAGAAACAGUUCUACCAGUUCCAGUUGUACGCUACUGAUGGUACCCUCAACUCAACAGCCCAUGUGGAAGUAAAAGUGGUGGAUGUUCAGGACUCUCCCCCUGUGUUCAGUGGCUCUCUUACUGGAGCUCUAUCUGAAGAUACACCAGUUGGUACCCUCGUGUUGACCAUCAAAGCCAGGGAUGCGGAUAGAGCUCAACCACGGGAUGUGCGACUGGAAUUAGUAACUAAUCCGUUAGACUUCUUCCUUCUGGACAGCGUGACGGGAGAAUUACGUACAGCCAAACCUCUGGACAGAGAAGCAUUAGCUGAUCCUUCAUCACCACUAAACCUGACAGUUAGAGCAACGGAAGUAGUGAACGGCGUACCCCUAAUCUCGGAGCUGACCUCAACCCUCGCCACAGUCACCGUGACCAUCAAGGACGUGAAUGAUGAACCCCCUCGCUUCAACAGACGGGAGUAUAUGAUAGAAAUUCCGGAGAGUCUCCCAGUGGGGACGCCACUACCCAAUUUGGACAUGGUGGUCACAGAUACUGAUGUUGGUCUGAACUCUGCAUUCUCCUUACGUCUGUCUGACGAGUUUGGAGCGUUCAUAGUGGAACCAUCCACAGCUACCGGCAGUGCAUCUGUCACGCUGCGACUUAAUUCUACCCUUGAUUAUGAAGACCCUAACCAGAGGAAGUUCAUAUUAGAGGUGAUAGCUGAAGAGCUCCACACAAACCCUCGUCUGUCAUCUAAAGCUAGUGUGACAAUCACACUAACAGAUGUUAAUGAUAAUGCCCCUGAGUUCGCUGAAGAACCGUACUCGGCCAGCGUGGCUGAGAAUGCGCCUGAAGGGACCAGAGUUGCUGUUCUAAGAGCAACCGAUAGGGAUACUGGCAGAUUUGGUACUGAAGGGAUAGUCUACGAAUUGUCCGGAAACGGCGCUGAGUUGUUUAGAGUGGAUAAUAGAAGUGGCGUGAUAACAGUGGCCGCCUGUCCCACGCCUGGACUACCGCCCUGCCUGGACUACGAGACUAGGAAAGACUACUUUUUACAAAUGAAGGCGACAGAUAACGACGGCAAUGGACAGUCGACAGUGAUAUCCCUUCAGAUAGCUGUUACGGAUUCCAAUGAUAACCCGCCGGUGUUCACCACGCCUGUCUACAAGGCUUCCAUAGAUGAAGAUGCUGUCAAGUUCGAACCUGAACUACAGGUACAAGCGCGUGACGUGGACGUAUCAUCAGAAAUUCAUUACUCGAUCAUCGAACCUGAGACCCAUCCAUUCUGGAUCGAUCCACUCAACGGCAGGAUACUGGUUCGCUCGGAAUCAGGUGUGGUGGCUCCGCCUGGUGACGACAAUCAUAUAAUACUUACGGUUUUGGCUACAGAUGGCGUUCAUAACGCAACGUGUAAAGUCGAGAUUGCUGUCCGAGACGUGAAUAACCAUGCUCCUGCCUUCGACCUUGUAGAAUACGACGCCAAUGUCUCCGAAGACGCACCUAUUGGUACGGAAGUGGCAGCGGUUCGAGCCACAGAUAAAGACAGUGGUGUGAAUGCAGAUAUAAAGUAUACCAUACAGAAAGGUGCACUGGACUCGUUUGCUAUUGACAACAUCACUGGCGUUGUGACAGUCUCAUCAAUGCUGGAUUAUGACAAACGGGACACGUUUAAAAUACAAAUCAUCGCUGCUGAUAUGGGUAUGCCUAGUCUUACCGGCACCACAGAACUUACAGUCCACAUAUUAAACGUCAACGACAAGAAACCUUACUUUACCCCGAGUAUCCAGCGGGCGGAGGUGUCAGCUGACGCGGAGCAGGGCACCCUGGUGCACCACCUCCUCGCUGUGGACCCUGAUAUAACUGACGAUGGACAGCUGGUGUUCGAACAGGCUGCAGAUAAGCUUAUAAAAGCUGUCGAUAAAAACGGCAAAGAGGUGUCAGAAGAAGGUAUCUUCGGGUCGUGGUUCUCAGUUAACUACAACGGCACUGUUACCGUCUCCCAGCACUUGGAUCGCGAGAGGGCUGCAGUGUUGACUCUACCCGUCAGGGUCACUGAUGCAUCAGCUCCUACCCUGCAGCAGACUGAUGGUGAAUUAAUAAUCACAAUAGUGGAUGUGAACCGUCACGCGCCCACCUUCACUCAGCCGGCGUACGUGGAGAGACUAGUGGAGGAGCAGCCAGUUGGUACCGUCCUCAAUACGUACACAGCCACUGAUAAGGAGACUCCGAUAUCAGCUAUACUGAUUCAGCCAUCCAGUCCGUACUUUGAAAUAGAUAAUAUUACAGGUGUAGUGAAAUCGACACAACGAAUCGAUUACGAAACGAUCCAUAAUAUAAAUUUCACGCUGGUCGCCAUCGACUCCGGAGUCCCGCAGUUGUCUACCACCGCUCUGGUGACCGUCGAAGUGGUCAACAUUAACGAUGAGGAGCCAGUGUUCGCCGCGGAAGCAUAUGACGCUACCGUCCCGGAGCACAGCCCCCCUGGGACUAGGGUGGUCACAGUCAAUGCUGUCGAUAAAGAUGAAGGAGUAUUCGGCGAUGUAACGUACAGCCUCUCCGGUGAUUUGUCAUCAUUGUUCACCAUCAACUCGACCAGCGGUGUGGUGACCGUAGCAGAGGACGCUGUGAUUGACCGCGAGAACACCACGGACAUCUGGCUGAGGGCUGUCGCGAGUGAUAGUGCGCCGGCGCAAGUCAGGAAAUCUACUAGUGUACCGAUCCACAUAAAAGUACUGGACAUCAAUGAUAAUCCACCAGUCUUCAGUCAGAAGGUAUAUAAAAGUACAAUAGCUGAAAACCUUCGUUUGGACCCCCCAGCUGCCAUACUGCAAGUGUUAGCAGAGGAUAAGGACGAAGGUGUCAAUGGAAGAGUGGAAUAUAAGAUUGUAGAGCAGAGUGAGACAGGAACAUUCUCCGUUGAUCCCACAAGUGGUAUAAUAUACCCAGCUCAACCAGUCAGAGGCAACACCUCUUACCACCUGACGGUGACAGCUACAGACGAGGGUGGGAACGGAAUCCAUUUUGAUACAGCAAGAGUAGACAUCACCGUACUCAGUGUUAACAAACAUAGCCCAGUGUUCGUGGAACCACCUGCAGAGCAACGGCAGUUGGAAAUACCUGAGAAUGCAGCACAAGCAGACUACCUGAUCACAACAAUAAAGGCAACAGACGAAGAUGAUGGGGAAAAUGGACGUGUCUCAUACUACCUAAAGGUGGACAAUCAGAAUGUAGGGGAGACGCAGGAGUUUAGCCUGGACAGUGACUCUGGAGAGCUCAGGACUAAGACCUUCUUGGAUAGAGAACAUAAGUCUGAAUAUCAGCUGGUAAUAGUUGCAGUGGAUAAUGGUACUCCUGCGCAAUUUGAGAGCCUGCGUCUGCUGACUGUGGUGUUGGCGGAUGAUAACGACAACAUUCCAAGGUUCCAACACGCGCAGCACAACUUCAGCAUCAGGGAGAACUUGCCACCUGGUGUUAUUAUUGGAUCCGUCAAAGCCACUGACAAAGACUCUGGAGAAAAUGGCAAAGUGUACUACCAUGUACUGGAUGGUAAUGAAGAUGGCGCGUUCACAGUGGACAGAACGCAAGGCGUCAUUCGAGCUAACAUAAGUUUUGACAGGGAGAAGAAAUCUGAUUAUGCCUUAACUAUAUACGCAAGCAACAAUCCUCUACUAGAGCACAGUGUGGCCAUAUUCAAUUCGCUGGAAAAUACCACAGAAACAAUGAAUAGCGUGACCAAUGUCAGUGUGAAGGUGUUGGACCAGAAUGAUAACGAGCCUAAGUUCGAGCAGAAGGUUUACUAUGCUGGUGUAAAGCACACAGCGCGCAUCAACGAACCAAUCAUAUCUGUGAUGGCUGAAGACCCAGACUUGGAUGAGAACGGUACCCUCAUAUACAUCGUGGCUGCCUCAAACCUAUACAAAUUCGGGGCUUCUAAAUCUAGCGGCAGUGUGGUACCAUCACCGUUCAAUAUAAGUCAAGAAGGUGUCCUCAUGACGGCUCACUACAUGUCGGAGUACAAUCAGGAUCGGUUCGUGCUGGACAUCAUUGCGCAGGAGCUCGCGCCACCACACCGACAGGCUAAAGCACAAGUAUUUGUGAUGAAACCGGUUACACGAUCGCAUGGUGGUGUCCGAUCAGCGCGUCGCUCGGCGCCGCGCGCGCUGCUCGUGCCCGCGCGCCGCCUGCCGCUAGUACGACACGUGUAUUUAUGUGGUCAACCGCACUACGGCGGCGCGCGCGCUCUAGUGCCCGCGCGCCGCCUGUGGCACGCCGACACGCGCUACGACGACUGGUCAUCUCAGCACUACGACGACUGGUCAUCCGCACGUCCGCAGCGCGCCGCCUGGGUGAUACGACGACGGUCGUCGCUGAUCCGCAUGGUGGUGCGCGCCGCCUGCCCACUACGGCGGCCGCGCGCGCUGCUCGCGCGCGCCGCCUCCGCUAGGCACGCCGCGCGCGACGACUGGUCAGUAUCUCAGCACUACGACGACUGGUCGCGCGCCGCGCGCGCUGCUCGUGCCCGCGCGCCGCCUGCCGCUAGUGCACGCCGACACGCGCUACGACGACUGGUCAGUAUCUCAGCACUACGACGACUGGUCAGUAUCUCAGCACUACGGCGGCCGCGCGCGCUGCUCGUGCCCGCGCGCCGCCUGCCGCUAGUGCACGCCGACACGCGCUACGACGACUGGUCAGUAUCUCAGCACUACGACGACUGGUCAGUAUCUCAGCACUACGGCGGCCGCGCGGGUUAUCUCAGCACUACGGCGGCCGCGCGCGCUGCUCGGGCCCGCGCGCCGCCUGCCGCUAGUGCACGCCGACACGCGCUACGACGACUGGUCAGUAUCUCAGCACUACGACGACUGGUCAGUAUCUCAGCACUACGGCGGCCGCGCGCGCGCGCGCCGCUCGUGCCCGCGCGCCGCCUGCCGCUAGUGCACGCCGACACGCGCUUCGACGACUGGUCAGUAUCUCAGCACUACGACGACUGGUCAGUAUCUCAGCACUACGGCGGCCGCGCGCGCUCGUGCCCGCGCGCCGCGCGCCGCCUGCCGCUGGUCAGUGCACGACACGCGCUGGUCAGUAUCUCAGCACUACGACGACUGGUCAGUAUCUCAGCACUACGCGCCGCGCGCGCUGCUCGUGCCCGCGCGCCGCCUGCCGCUAGUGCACGCCGACACGCGCUACGACGACUGGUCAGUAUCUCAGCACUACGACGACUGGUCAGUAUCUCAGCACUACGGCGGCCGCGCGCGCUGCUCGUGCCCGCGCGCCGCCUGCCGCAAGUGCACGCCGUCACGCGCUACGACGACUGGUCAGCUCGCGCGCGCUGGUCAGUAUCUCAGCACUACGCGCGCGCGCCUGCCCGCGCGCCGCCUGCCGCUAGUGCACGCCGACACGCGCUACGACGACUGGUCAGUAUCUCAGCACUACGACGACUGGUCAGUAUCUCAGCACUACGGCGGCCGCGCGCGCUGCUCGUGCCCGCGCGCCGCCUGCCGCUAGUGCACGCCGACACGCGCUACGACGACUGGUCAGUAUCUCAGCACUACGACGACUGUAUCUCAGCACUACGGCGGCCGCGCGCGCUGCUCGUGCCCGCGCGCCGCCUGCCGCUAGUGCACGCCGACACGCGCUACGACGACUGGUCAGUAUCUCAGCACUACGACGACUGGUCAGUAUCUCAGCACUACGGCGGCCGCGCGCGCUGCGUGCCCGCGCGCCGCCUGCCGCUAGUGCACGCCGACACGCGCUACGACGACUGGUCAGUAUCUCAGCACUACGUCGACUGGUCUGCUAGUGCACGCCGACACGCGCUACGACGACUGGUCAGUAUCUCAGCACUACGACGACUGGUCAGUAUCUCAGCACUACGGCGGCCGCGCGCGCUGCUCGUGCCCGCGCGCCGCCUGCCGCUAGUGCACGCCGACACGCGCUACGACGACUGGUCAGCACUACGACGACUGGUCAGUAUCUCAGCACUACGGCGGCCGCGCGCGCUGCUCGUGCCCGCGCGCCGCCUGCCGCUAGUGCUCGCCGACUCGCGCUACGACGACUGGUCAGUAUCUCAGCACUACGGCGGCCGCGCGCGCUGCUCGUGCCCGCGCGCCGCCUGCCCACUACGGCGGCCGCGCGCGCUGCUCGUGCCCGCGCGCCGCCUGCCGCUAGUGCACGCCGACACGCGCUACGACGACUGGUCAGUAUCUCAGCACUACGACGACUGUAUCUCAGCACUACGGCGGCCGCGCGCGCUGCUCGUGCCCGCGCGCCGCCUGCCGCUAGUGCACGCCGACACGCGCUACGACGACUGGUCAGUAUCUCAGCACUACGACGACUGGUCAGUAUCUCAGCACUACGACGACUGGUCAGUAUCUCAGCACUACGGCGGCCGCGCGCUGCUCGUGCCCGCGCGCCGCCUGCCGCUAGUGCACGCCGACACGCGCUACGACGACUGUAUCUCAGCACUACGGCGGCCGCGCGCGCUGCUCGUGCCCGCGCGCCGCCUGCCGCUAGUGCACGCCGACACGCGCUACGACGACUGGUCACUCAGCACUACGACGACUGGUCAGUAUCUCGACGACUGGUCAGUAUCUCACUACGCCGACGCGCUACGACGACUGGUCAGUAUCUCAGCACUACGACGACUGGUCAGUAUCUCAGCACUACGGCGGCCGCGCGCGCUGCUCGUGCCCGCGCGCCGCCUGCCGCUAGUGCACGCCGACACGCGCUACGACGACUGGUCAGUAUCUCAGCACUACGACGACUGCACUACGGCGGCCGCGCGCGCUGCUCGUGCCCGCGCGCCGCCUGCCGCUAGUGCACGCCGACACGCGCUACGACGACUGGUCAGUAUCUCAGCACUACGACGACUGGUCAGUAUCUCAGCACUACGGCGGCCGCGCGCGCUGCUCGUGCCCGCGCGCCGCCUGCCGCUAGUGCACGCCGACACGCGCUACGACGACUGGUCAGUAUCUCAGCACUACGACGACUGGUCAGUAUCUCAGCACUACGACGACUGGUCAGUAUCUCAGCACUACGACGACUGCACUACGGCGGCCGCGCGCGCUGCUCGUGCCCGCGCGCCGCCUGCCGCUAGUGCACGCCGACACGCGCUACGACGACUGGUCAGUAUCUCAGCACUACGACGACUGGUCAGUAUCUCAGCACUACGGCGGCCGCGCGCGCUGCUCGUGCCCGCGCGCCGCCUGCCGCUAGUGCACGCCGACACGCGCUACGACGACUGGUCAGUAUCUCAGCACUACGACGACUGGUCAGUAUCUCAGCACUUACGGCGGCCGCGCGCGCUGCUCGUGCCCGCGCGCCGCCUGCCGCUAGUGCACGCCGACACGCGCUACGACGACUGGUCAGUAUCUCAGCACUACGACGACUGUAUCUCAGCACUACGGCGGCCGCGCGCGCUGCUCGUGCCCGCGCGCCGCCUGCCGCUACACGCCGACACGCGCUACGACGACUGGUCAGUAUCUCAGCACUACGACGACUGGUCACUCAGCACUACGGCGCGCGCGCGCGCUGCUCGUGCCCGCGCGCCGCCUCCGCUAGUGCACGCCGACACGCGCUACGACGACUGGUCAGUAUCUCAGCACUACGACGACUGUAUCUCAGCACUACGACGACUGGUCAGUAUCUCAGCACUACGGCGGCCGCGCGCGCUGCUCGUGACCGCGCGCCGCCUGCCGCUCGUGCACGCCGACACGCGCUACGACGACUGGUGUGAAAUCCACCUGCACGCGGUAGACCCGACCUCGUACCAAGUUCUGCCAGUAGAGCAAGUUCUGGAGACAAUCGAUUCUAAAUAUGAUGAACUUAAGGACGUGUACCAAGAAUAUGGGGUUGAGACCCUUAUCGCUGCUAGUGCUACAUCCAAAGCUCCGGACAGCUUCGAUCCAGCGCUGGCAGCGCUGAUAGCGUUACUCAUAGUGCUGUUCACCGGUAUAGUCACAUUUAUCGUGGUCUGCGCGUGUUUGAAACACUGGGUAAUACCUCCACCAUCGAUGCCGUCCAGCAAAGGCGACAGUCUCGCCCGGCGGAGGAUACUCGAGGAGUUGAGUACGACGGAGAACCCGCUCUGGCUGGAGACGAAACUGCGACCCUACGAGGAGCAGGAGCUCACCAUGAACGUGUUCGGAGAUCAGAACGAGCAGGGAAACGCUGAUCAGCCACAGACGGACAAUACGUACGCAACGAUACAAGGCAGUCGGACUACAGAGAGGUUCGGUGAUUACGCGACUCUCGGUGGCGAUUCGCCCACCCCACUAGAAGCUGCGUUGGGUUUCCAGGGGAGUACCUUCAAACCACCAUCACCAAGCACACCGGAGCCUCCGCCACGUCCGUCAGGUUUGGGAUCACUAUGAUGUGUGGUAGAUGACUAACGUGAAAUACGUGAAACUCUAAUAUCAAUAAUGUGAAACACGUGAAACUACUGCAUCACUAACGUGAAACACGUGAAACUACUACAUCACUAGCGUGAAACACGUGAAACUACUCCAAGACUAACGUGAAAAUGCAAACUUUAUAUCAUAUUAGGUAAUUACCUAUGAGAUUUAUACGAACAUAGACAUUUUAGUGUUGCGAAACGAACGUUUUAAGACAUGUCUAUUAUUAUUAAAUCUAAUCGAAAUGACCAACGUGAAACUGCACGAACUAUAUGAACGUAUAAGUAAACUGACUUCUGUGAAUUACACGAAUAUAGACUUUAUUAAUAUGAAUUAAAGAACAUUUUAGGUUAUGUAUAUUAUUAAAUUAAAUGUAAUUAAUGAAAGGGAAAAUCGUGACGACAUAUGACUCACGUGAACUGUAUGUGUUU
This is a messenger RNA of Achroia grisella, 9389 nucleotides long. Its product is annotated as cadherin-87A-like. Gene Ontology annotation, molecular function: calcium ion binding. Gene Ontology annotation, biological process: homophilic cell-cell adhesion. The coding region runs from base 1 to 8937 and encodes 2978 amino acids. The record is from RefSeq and is a predicted model, not a curated record. Gene Ontology annotation, cellular component: plasma membrane. The transcript has 44 exons. NCBI's taxonomy places the organism in Eukaryota, Metazoa, Arthropoda, Insecta, Lepidoptera, Pyralidae.